Messenger RNA from Peniophora sp. CBMAI 1063, 702 nucleotides. The record is from the annotation of a GenBank genome assembly. Lineage: Eukaryota; Fungi; Basidiomycota; Agaricomycetes; Russulales; Peniophoraceae.
AUGGUUGAGGAGCUGGUUAAGGAGGGGAGAGAUAGAAAAGGUGCCAGCUUAUCAGAGUCAGGAGAGGCUGUAGCUGAUAGGCGCAAGUGCCCUACAAAGCGUAAAGCUCCUGAGAAGAAGUCCGAGUCCACUCCCUCUACCCCCUCCAUCUUUACUCGCACGAAGAAUGCCUCCCUUGAACAGCGCAUUGAGAUCUUAGACUGGCAUCAUACCAAUGGUAAAAACCAGUCUAAGACUGCAAAGCACUUUGCACCCAUCUAUCCCAAUCUCUGCAUCAAACAGCCGUUGAUCUCUGCGUGGCUCAAAGACGAGACAAGGUGGCGUCAACGCUGGGCUGAAUCAGAGGCCUCUCAUAAUGUAGAUUAUGCAAAGCGUGCUAAGCGUGCUAAGCAGGUUGAGCAUCCUGAGGUUGAUGAGAUGCUAGAGCUCUGGGUUGCAAAGGCUAUGCGUGAUAAUGUUCACCUCUCAGGCGAAAUUCUUCAUUUGAAGUGGAUGCGCUUCGCUGAUUUGGCCAAAGUGCCUCUUGUUGAGUAUUUGAGUCUCAGUGAUGGCUGGCUCACAUCAUUCAAGAAGCACUGCGGCCUUCGCGAGUUUAAGUGUUGUGGAGAAGCAGCUUCUGCAGAUCCUGAGACGGUAGAGAAGGGGAAGGAGCGAGUGCGCGAGCUUAUCAAGAAGCAUGGCUAUCAUUUGAAGGAUAUUUAG